UUGGGACUUCCUCGAAGCGCUGGAGCUUCGUGUACUCACUGAGACCACAGAGACGCUCUUAUUCAGCCGUCAGAAACAAAUUUCUCUUCCGGAGCUUUCUGACGUUUAUCAAAGACUGGGAUUUUGGCAAAGCAACAUAUCCCGUCUGUGAUUUCGUAAACUAUGAAUUUCUGGCCGAUUUCACUGAGCAAAUCAAGUUUCGUUUUCACUUUACUCUUUAUUGUAACAGAUAAACUGAAUGGAUUUGAGGUUUCGUUAAAAACAAACUCCCCAGUGGUGGAAUUUGGACACUCCCUGGAGGUGGACUGCAGUACAACGUGUGAGAACCCAUUGAUAAGUGUGGAAUACAAACCAGGGAUAAAUCCCAACAGAACUAAGGGUGAUAAGUGGAUUACAGACCGAUUUCUGAGUGUCCAGAAAUGGGAUUUCACAGUGCCCUGUACUGUAAAAUGUUUAUCUGCAGGAGGAGAACUGAAGGAGGACAAAUGUGUGAUCCCAGUGUACAAUCGAAACUUAAGCGUUGUUCCACCUCCUGAAGUGCUGGAAGUUAACAACCCAUAUCAGCUGGAGUGUACUGGCCCAAAGGUCUAUCCAAAGGACAAACUCGUACUCACCUGGCUCAGAGGGAGUGAGACUAUAGCAAAUAUUUCUACAGAAAACGCAGGUUUCCCAGAUGAUGGUCCACUGAAGAACGUCCUUCAUUUCAAUGCAAGUAUUUCAGACGAUGGACUGGUGUACACCUGCUUGGCAGAGUUGAACUUGGACUCUAACACGACCAAACAAAUCGCAAACGCAUCUGUGACUCUGAAAACUUACUCUUUUCCAGAGCCUCCGAGGAUCCUCAGCAGAGACCCUGUAGAAGUGAAUCAGGAGGUCACACUAACAUGUGACGUCCCAAAUGUCUAUCCAGCUGAGAAGAUGAGGGUACAAUGGUUUUGGGGCGGUGAACGACAGAAUUCAGCAACAAAUCAGUCAGAUGCCACUACAGUCAGGGCAACAACUACAUGGACACCACGAGAGACCGGUCCGACUGAAGUCUCCUGCACGGCAGGUUUUGAGGAUUAUCCAUCAAUUCCACUGAAGAACGAUAGCAUUUCCAUUGAGGUUUACGUUUUCUCCAACCCUGAAAUCUACAUCCCGAUCACCACUGAGGGAAUUCCAGUGAAUAUUACCUGCAGUGUGUUUAACGUCUCAGGGGAACUUCAACUCAGACUGAAGAAGGGAAGUGAGAUAUUAGUGAACAGGUCAGCCAGUACUGGGCUGACUAUCUACCACACUGUGAAUCCACGAGCAGAGCUGAAUGGACAGCAGUUCACCUGCGAGGCCGAGCUGACACUUCACCAUCGCUCCAACAACAUUGUUAAACGACAGUCAGCCACUCUCGAUGUCCCGUCUUUCCCAGAGCCUCCCAAGAUCUUCAACCGAGACCCCGUAGAACUGAAUCAGCAGGUCAAGUUAACAUGUAAAAUCCCAAACGUCUAUCCUGCUGAGAAGGUGAGAGUAAUGUGGACUGAGAAUGGUACAGAAUGGAAGUCCGAUACCAAUGUGUCAGAUCACCUCACUGUCUGGGCAACAACACCAUGGAUACCACACGAGACCGGUCUGACCGAAUUCAUCUGUACGGCAGACUUUGAGGAUUAUCCCUUCAUUCUACCAAAGACGGACUCCGUUGCUAUUGAGGUGUAUGUUUUCUCCAACCCUGAAAUCCAAAUCCCGAUCACCACUGAGGGAAUUCCAGUGAUUAUUACCUGCAGUGUGUUUAACGUCUCAGGGGAACUUCAACUCAGACUGAAGGAGGGAAGUGAGAUAUUAGUGAACAGGUCAGCCAGUACUGGGCUGACUAUUUACCACACUGUGAAUCCACGAGCAGAGCUGAAUGGACAGCAGUUCACCUGCGAGGCCGAGCUGACACUUCACCAUCACUCCAACACCAUUGUUAAACGGCAGUCAGCCACUCUCGAUGUCCAGUGUAAAAUGUGGAAGAAAUGGAUGUAUUACUUAAUCAUCAUAGCAAUUAUACUGCUGCUGUUGGGAUUCAUGUGCUACAAGAAGCACAGAGCAUCUAAAACAGGAAAUUAUGAGGUAUCAAAUGCAAAGGCCAACAACAAUAAUGAACAUCAGAACAAUAUUCUUCUAGUCCAGGGACUCUGAAGCUGGAACAUAGCAAACUGCAAACAAAUUCAACCAAUACAAAUGGUAUUAAAAACUGCUGGUUCUGUAAGAUGCCACAAUGUUCCAAUUGUCAUUGAUGAUAUUAUUCCCAAUCCUUAGAAUUUGCCAUUACUUAGUAUUUGAUAAUAUAUUUGCAAACAAGUGGACACAUACACUCAAUGGCCACCUUAUUAGGUACACCUGCUUGUUAAUCGAAUAUCUCAUCAGCCGACAUUGUGGCAGCAACUCAAUCCAUAAAAGCACACAGACAUGGUCAAGAGGUUCAGUUGUUGUUCAGACCAAACAUCAGAAUGGGGGAAGAAAUGUGAUCUAAGUGACUUUGACCAUGGAAUGAUUAUUGGUGCCAGACGAGGUGGUUUGAGUAUCUCAGAAACUGCUGAUCUCCUUGGGUUUUUUAUGCACAGCAGUUUUUAGAGUUUACAGAGAAUGGUGCGAGAAACGAAAAAGAAACAUCUAUUGAGUGGCAGUUCUGUGGAUGAGAACAUCUUGUUAAUGAGAGGUCAGAGGAGAAUGGCCACAGUGGUUGACAAGCUGGAAGAAAUGCGACGAAAAGCCACACAUUACAGCAGUGGUGUGCAGAAGAGCUUCCCUGAAUGCACAUGUCGAACGUUGGAGUGGAUGAGCUACAGCAGCGUAAGAUCAUGAACGUACACUCGAUGGCUACUUCGUUAGGUUCAGGUGGUCACUAAUAAAGUGACCUCUGGUGUAUUUAGUAAUGGUUACUUACACCGUACCAUAAUUUGUUUCUGUUGUGAUACUGUUUGUGCCUUUUGCAAGCAGUUAGAUCUAAGCUUUAAUGACUGUAGUUUCUGAGUAGAUGCUGUAUAUUUUAUAAAAAUACUCCUAAUUUUCAAUAAAGACAUAUUUUAUUGUACUUAUGCCUUGGAACAUAGGAAGAUUAAGGGAAGAUUUGAUAAAGGUAUACAAGAUAAUUGCUGGCUGGUGGUGUAGUGGCAUCAGCACUGGACUUCAAGGCAAAUGGCCCCCGAGUUCAAAUCCGGCCAGCUCCUCGCGCACUUUCCAUCUGUGCUGGGUUGAGCGUCAAGCUAGCACCUUGGACUUGUUAAAAACAGUAGAUGCUAAGGAAAUGGCAAAACUGCCACCCGAUGUGUCGCAAGAUGUGGAAAGGAACAGCAACACAAAAUUAUUAGGGGUACAGAUACAGUGAACGUAUGGAGGCUUUUUUUCUGAGGUUUUCCUCUAAGGUCAUGGGUUAAGGGUGAAAGGUAAAAAGUUGAAGGGGAAUGUGUGGGGAAACUCCUUCACUGAGAGAGCCGUGAGAGUGCAGAACAAGGUGCCAGCACAAGUGGUGGCAUAGUUAGAGGGCUUAGGUCCUGGUGCAGGUUGAUGGGAGUAAGCAGAUUGAAUGGUUUGGCACAGAAUGGAUGGUCCAAAGGUCCUGUUUCAGGCUGUAUUUUUCUAUGACUCUAUCUAUAACUAAGCAAGUGUUCUGUUAAUGAUAUAACAAAGACUUACUUUGUAAAUAUUUGU
Molecule: messenger RNA, 3663 nt
Organism: Mobula hypostoma (lesser devil ray)
Lineage: Eukaryota; Metazoa; Chordata; Chondrichthyes; Myliobatiformes; Myliobatidae
Product: vascular cell adhesion protein 1-like
Exons: 8
Coding region: 163-2151 (662 amino acids)
Biological process (GO): cell-cell adhesion
Cellular component (GO): plasma membrane
Molecular function (GO): integrin binding
Source: RefSeq, a predicted model, not a curated record